Molecule: messenger RNA, 1399 nt
Organism: Topomyia yanbarensis
Lineage: Eukaryota; Metazoa; Arthropoda; Insecta; Diptera; Culicidae
Exons: 5
Coding region: 23-1345 (440 amino acids)
Biological process (GO): apoptotic DNA fragmentation
Cellular component (GO): mitochondrial inner membrane; nucleus
Molecular function (GO): metal ion binding; RNA endonuclease activity; single-stranded DNA endonuclease activity
Source: RefSeq, a predicted model, not a curated record
CGUGCAUUUACAAGUGAACGUGAUGUCGAACAUCACUGUACUAUUUAUCCUGGCUGUUAUCUCACUCGAGAUAAUUACGGCUCUAAGUUUGACCGAGCCAACGGUUGAUGAUGGUUCGGGGGAUGGAGAAGACCCAACACUCGAAUAUUUGACACCUGGUGAAGUUCACACUGACACUGUUUUGGCCCUCCGCCGAGGCCCCGGGAAAAGACCGAGACCAACAUCAGCUCCUAGAACUACGAAGCGCACUACGCCAAGACCACGGAGUUGCACAGCUAGCAUCAGAACUGAUCUUGCAAAGACUGAGCCAGUGUUUAUUAAAAAUGGGAAACUGGAACUGCCUUCUCGAGGGAACCUUGAUUGGAGACAGAAAGAAAGCGUGGAUAUUUUGUGUUCUGGUCAAGGAAACAAAGUUGAUUCCGCAACCAGUAAAGAGAGUACUAUCAAGUGUGACUUCGGUCACCAGUUCACGGUAGGAAAAGCUCAAAAAAAGAUUUCCGCAAUCUCCUGCCGGUACAAGGUUACCGGGGACGUCGACAGUACCAGUGCGUCUUGUGGUAGAUCCGGAAAACUGACACAUAUUGGUUUCAGAGGAUCAAAACGUUUCGUCAAGCUGUACGAUUCCUGUUUCGAUGCAGGACGCGCUUCGGUUUUAUACACACACCAUCAACUGUUCGGUAAAGAAAUCAGAUAUAAGGCCGUCUCCCCAAGGCCGGAUUUCAAGUCGGAAGGUUUUUCCAAAAAUGCAAAUCCUCGCACAGCAUACACUCAAGCCGAACAACUGGUUCGGUUUACUAAACUGCUCGGAAACUCAAAGGCGAUCGAAUACAUAAACGAUUCGACGAACCUUCAGCGUGGACAUCUGACGCCCGAUGCGGAUCAACUGUUCAAGACCUGGCAGUGGGCGACCUAUUUCUUCAUCAAUGUCGCUCCAAUGUGGAAUACGAUCAACAAUGGCAACUGGAGACAGGUGGAGGAAACGGUGCGUGACUUUGCAAGUCGCAACAAUCUAGCGCUGGAUGUGUUCACCGGAACGAGUGAUGUUCUAGCGUUGAAUAGCGUUCCGAUUACGCUCGAUGCCAACGGGAUUCCGGUGCCGAGAUGGCUUUGGAAAAUCAUCAAAAAUGGUAACGAGGCGAUCGCGUUCGUCGUCAGUAAUAAUCCCUUCGAGCUGGACGCACCGAAUUGCGGUAAGAACGUAGCUGAUGGAUACGGCUGGAAGCAUGCCAACUUCAACGUAAAGGGGCGUGGGAUUGUAGCCUGCUGUAGUGUUGGCGAUGCGGCGAACGUCAUCGGAUCGAUUCCGUCCGGGGCAUCGGCCUUGAGUGUUUUGCGCCAUAAAUGAUAAUACAAUGAUAUCACUUCUAUCGUAUGCAAUAUUAUAACUAAUCACUAAUCA